Molecule: messenger RNA, 1098 nt
Organism: Peronospora belbahrii
Lineage: Eukaryota; Oomycota; Peronosporomycetes; Peronosporales; Peronosporaceae
Source: the annotation of a GenBank genome assembly
AUGGGAAAACCCAAACACAUUUUACAUGCUGAUGCGUCUACCCCGCGCAGUACUGGCUUUGAAUCGAUUGUCGCGGGUGUCGUCUCAGGUUGUGUCACGCGCUCGUGCACGUCGCCAUUGGACGUGCUUAAGAUUGUGAUUCAAGUCAAUGGCCCCGUGUCGACCUCAGCCGCCACUAUGACAACCUCUGCUGCCUCGUUGCAUGCUCCAUCUACACUUAUGGCUUCCCGCGCGAUGGCGUCUCAGCCGUCAGCAUCUUCUGCCAUCGCCCGUACAGUGCGUGAGUUGUACGCGUUGGAUGGCGUGCGUGCCUUUUGGCGUGGCAAUAGCGCGGGUUGCUGUCGUCUUGGACCCUACGCAGGUCUUAAGUUCUAUCUGUUCGACUCGUUUCAGACCCGCUUUGCCACCAGAGAUGGCCGCGAGCUUGGUAACUUGCAGCGCACGCUGUGUGGUGCCGUUGCUGGACUAAUUGCUACCAUGGGCACGUAUCCACUGGAAGUGGUGCGCACGCGCAUGAUCUCGCAAACAACUUCUCCAGCCGCUGCCAAUAGCGAAAUUCGCGGAGUUUUGCAAGGCGUCAAGCUUAUUUUGGAGCACGAAGGGCUGCGCGGACUGUAUCGCGGCGGGUGGUCGGGUGUCGCGGGUGCUAUUCCGUUCGAAGGCGUGCAAUUUGGAUGUUACGAGUACAUGAAGCUGACAGCCGUUCGUCACCAGUGGCCGGCCUACCGUUGGCCUGAGGGAAAGACGGAGAUGGAUGGACUCGAUUAUUUUGUGUGCGGCAGUAUUGCCGGCGCAAUCGCCCAGACGGUGGCCUACCCAUUCGACACAGUAAAGAAGCGUCUGCAGUUGCAACAAGUACACUUGAACGUGUCUAAGACAGGCCCGUUAUCAGCCGAAGGAGGCAGUGCAUCGACGCUAUACUACCGUGGUAUGGUGGAUUGCUUUCGUAAGGUUAUUCGCGACGAAGGUCCAUUGGCAUUAUACCGCGGUACAAGCGCCAAUCUAGCUCGUAUUGUGCCGUACGCCGCAGUCAUGUUUUCGACAUACGAAAUGACAAAGAAGACGCUGCACGUCCUGAGCUCGAGCGGCUAUGAGUAA